AUAAUUUACUUUCAAAAAAACUGUUUUUUAAAUUGUUGUGGCAUGUCAAUUGCAAUGAUUGUGAUUAGAAAAAUGUUGUGUUUUAAAGUUUUUAGCCUGAAACGAUUGUUCUGAUAAUCAUAAAUACCAUAUUAAACAAGUAAACAGCUUUUCAAAUAAAUUCAAAGAUGUUUAAGAUGUCAGAAAAAAUUGCAAGUUGCAUUGAUUCUAAUUUAACAAUACUCAUUAUUGGAGAAGCCAUGAUCGAUCAAUAUACAUAUGGUGAGGUUGGUGGAGUUACAUCAGAAGCUGUUAGCUUUGUUGUAAAACAUUUGAAGACAACAAGAGGACUUGGCGGAAGUGCAAAUAUUGCACAAAACAUUGUUAACCUUGGUUCUAAAGUUCAUCUCCUUUCGUUAGUUGGUAAUGACGACAACCUACCCAUUCUGUUAGAAGAAAUGAAAAAUCAUAAAAUAGAUUUUAUUCCUGUUAUUACAACCCGCCCAACAAUUGUGAAGCACAGAAUAGUUGCAAGAAAUCAGCAAAUUUUGCGAAUAGAUUAUGAAGAUGACUCAACUCUUUCAGAAAGUGACGAAACUUUAUUAUUAGAGCAAAUAAAAAAUCUGAACAUCGACAUUUAUGACGCUGUUAUCUUAUCCGACUACAACAAAGGUAUGUUUACAAAAAACGUAACAAAAGAACUGUUCGAAAUAUUCAAAGAGAAAUUUAUUUUAGCUGACGCACGGCCGAAAAAUAUGCAUCUUUUUUCAAAAGCUUCAAUAAUAAAAUGUAACUUUUUAGAGUACAAAGGUUUUAUGAACAGCCUAAAUGUUGUUGUUUCUAAUCAAAACCAAGAUAUUGAAGCGAACAGAGAUAUCUUGUUGAAGCAUUUUAACGCUUUUCUAAUAACAAGAAGUGAGGCUGGAAUAAGUUAUGUUUCUAACGAAAUAAUUGAACAUUUGCCAGCAUUUACAACAUCAGUGUUAGAUGUAACAGGUGCAGGUGACACUGUGACAUCUUCCUUUGUUCUCGAAUAUUUACAAACAAAAUGUAUUAAACUUUCUCUAAUGUUUUCGAUGCUUUGUGCUAAAAUUGUCGUAUCGAAAUUCGGUUGCGUUCCAAUAUCUAAAGAAGACUUCUUAAUUGAAAAAAGAGGAACGAAAUCAAAAAUAAUUUCAAGUUACGAGGAAGUUAAAUUUUUAGCCGAAACUUUAAAAAAGAAAGGAAAAACAAUUGUUUUCACGAAUGGUUGCUACGACAUCGUUCAUGUAAACCACGCAGAGUUUUUAAUUAGGGCUAAGAAGUUAGGAGAUGUUCUUUUUGUUGCUAUAAAUGACGAUGCUUCUGUUAGAAGAUAUAAAGGUCCGGACAGACCAAUAAUCGAUGAAAAUUCUCGCCUUACUUUAAUUUCCAGUUUUCAACCUGUGGAUUAUGUGUUUCUGUUUUACGAAAAUGAUCCUAAAAAAGUUAUUGAACUUAUAAAGCCAGACUUUCAUGUUAAAGGAGGCGAUUACAAACACGAAGAAAAUUUGCCAGAAACAGAAACAGUAAAAAAAUGUGGAGGAAAGGUUGUACUUAUAACAUUAAAAAAUAAUAACAACUUAUCUACUACAGAAAUAAUAAAGAAAGUAAUUCAAACUUAUGAGAAUUCUAAAUCGUGAAGAAAUAUCAGCAAACAAUAACACAAUUAGCCAUUGUGACAUCAUUUUCAGACCAUUUUUCCUAGUUAGAAGAAACCUAAGCUUUUUUUUUUUUACAAAAUUUUACUUUUGCUUCGAAUGAACCAAGUAUAUGGCGAUUCGUGAAAUUCUCGCAUGCUAACAUUUUUGCUAAAAUUUUGAAUCUGGCACGAUAUGGCUUCAAUUCUCACGUUGCAAGUGUCAUUACUAGGGCUUUUAAUGUUAACUUUCUAAAUGUCUUGAGUGACAUUGAGAAAAUUUACUGCUUAUUUUGAUGAUUAAUUUUGUUUCAUGAAUCAGUUUGCAGGUAAAUAUAUUACAAUAAAAUGUUUUACAAUAAAUAUAUUACAA
Molecule: messenger RNA, 2009 nt
Organism: Hydra vulgaris (swiftwater hydra)
Lineage: Eukaryota; Metazoa; Cnidaria; Hydrozoa; Anthoathecata; Hydridae
Product: bifunctional protein HldE
Biological process (GO): biosynthetic process
Cellular component (GO): cytosol
Molecular function (GO): heptose 7-phosphate kinase activity; heptose-1-phosphate adenylyltransferase activity
Source: RefSeq, a predicted model, not a curated record